AUGACAACAUACCGGGACUUCAAGCUUACGGAUAUCAUGGGCUUCAACUUUGUCAAUCUCGAUCAGUUAACGGAGACCUACAGCACCGCGUUUUAUGGUGAGUACGUCACGCACUGGCCCGAGUAUCAACGCAUGUGUCUUCACCCAACGACAGGCAUUUGCAUGGCGUACACACUUGGCAAGGCGGAGGGAAAGGGCGAGGACUUCCACGGGCACGUAUCUGCAGUCACAGUCGCACCAACGUUUCGUCGUCUGGGUUUGGGGGAGGCGCUCAUGACGGAGCUUGAAAUCACAACAUCCUGCCUUCAUAACGCGUACUUUGUGGACUUGUUUGUGCGGCAAAGCAAUAAAGUUGCUCGUGACAUGUACCAGAAACUGGGUUACAUUGUCUACCGACGCGUGCUUGGCUACUACCGAGGUGACGGCCCCAAAGGGAUAUUUAAGGAGGAUGAAGAUGCGCUAGACAUGCGCAAGGCCAUGCCGCGUGACAGGGAGAGAGGAAGGAGCAGUGUUAUUCCUGUUGAUAGGCCCAUCAAACCCGAAGAGUUGGAGUGGAACUAA
This is a messenger RNA of Trypanosoma rangeli, 561 nucleotides long. RefSeq names its product N-acetyltransferase complex ARD1 subunit. Bases 1 to 561 code for a protein of 186 amino acids. The record is from RefSeq and is a predicted model, not a curated record. NCBI's taxonomy places the organism in Eukaryota, Euglenozoa, Kinetoplastea, Trypanosomatida, Trypanosomatidae. The transcript has a single exon. Gene Ontology annotation, cellular component: NatB complex. Gene Ontology annotation, molecular function: protein-N-terminal amino-acid acetyltransferase activity. Gene Ontology annotation, biological process: N-terminal peptidyl-methionine acetylation.